UUAUGAAUGUUAUUGAAAUUUUAAUGGGUUACCCUUGUUAUAAACGGUUUUGGUUUGAUUUGGUCUAAUAAUUUGAUAGCUAUUGAAGAAGGAUUUUGUCAUUUGUUGACGGUCCCUAAAUAUGAACAGAGCGGAUAUCUGUCGAAUAUCCAACCUAAAACCAACUUCACCGCAGUAAAUGAAAGGCUGUUUAAAAAGAGUCAACAAAAAAAAACUUUAUGAAAGUCGAAAUUUUAAGUGGACAAUCAAACGGAAUUUUGAUCUGAUCAUAAGAAAGAGUCGCAUUCAAAGCAACUCUUUUAUUAUGAUUUUUUUGUUUGGUUGUUGGAGAAAUGCAUGUUGGGUAUUUCUAACGUUGCUGGCUGCAGCUUCAUCCUGAUAAAAGUGUUUUUUUCAUCUGUUUCAUAAAGGGAUUUUUGUGACUGAAGGAAGAUGCUCAUCCUGCAGCAGAAUGACGUCUGGAAAGAAUUCUGGUGUUCAUAAUGAACAAAUGAUGAGAUAGAGGUCAGCAGCAUCAUGAUUCCUGCGUGCGGAUUUAUGGUCUGGAACGGCCUCUGGAUCUGCGUUCACGUAACUCCUGCAGAGCAGCGGGACCGUGAACGCAGCACCGCGAAUUUAACGGGACCGUGAACUAACGGGAGUUCCGCCGUGACUCCGGGCGGGGGCGUUUUCUCCAGCCGACUCUCCGCACAGCCUCAGACUCGAUGGCAGCUUUCAGCGGAGCCCGGAGGAGCUGAAGGAGAGAGGAGGAGGAGCGGGGCCGACACUCUGCGCCCCCGGGGCCGUUAGGGUCCGGCUGGAACAGAGCGGUCACCGAGCAGUGACCGAGCAGUGACCGGCGCUGAGCUGGAAGCUGCGGCGGAACGCCUUUGGACCCAGUGAUUCCCAACGCUGAGCCCCCCUUUUGACUCAGGGACACCAUGGGGCCCCUUCCCGCUCACCUCCUCCCACUCGUCUUCCUGCUUCUCUUCCUGUGCCUCCCUUGCACCUCCCUCCGGCCUCAGGUUGUGGAGCGGAGCUCUGACCCUGAGGAGCCCCAAUCUUCUAACUCCACGGAGGCAGCAACGCAGGCAUGUUCGGGUGUGGUGGAGUGUAAACCCGGCAUCCUGCUGCCAGUGUGGCUGCCAGCCAACCCCCCUGUGGGGGAGCAGGCGGGGAGGGCUGUUCUCUAUUUCUUUUUUCUCAUGUACAUGUUCCUGGGCGUGUCCAUCAUCGCAGACCGCUUCAUGGCAUCGAUAGAAGUGAUCACGUCUCAGGAGAAAAAGGUGACCAUCACCAAACCCAACGGUGAAACCACAGUGACCACGGUACGGAUCUGGAACGAGACCGUUUCCAACCUGACCCUGAUGGCCCUGGGCUCCUCUGCACCUGAGAUCCUGCUCUCUGUUAUCGAGGUCUGUGGGCAUAACUUUAAUGCGGGGGAGCUCGGGCCCGGCACCAUCGUGGGGAGCGCCGCCUUCAACAUGUUUGUGAUCAUCGGCCUGUGCGUGUGGGUGAUUCCUGAGGGAGAGUCUCGCAAAAUCAAACACCUGCGAGUGUUUUUCAUCACCGCUUUCUGGAGCAUCUUUGCCUACAUCUGGCUCUACCUCAUCCUGGCCGUCAUCUCCCCGGGGGUCGUGGAGGUGUGGGAAGCUGUGGUGACGCUGCUGUACUUUCCGUUGUGUGUACUGCUGGCUUGGAUUGCCGACCGCCGCCUGCUCUUCUACAAAUACAUGCACAAGCGUUACCGUGCCGACAAGAGGCAUGGCAUUGUGGUGGAAAUGGAAGGAGACCUGGCCCCCAAAGGCAUUGAUGUUAUCAUGGACAGCAAGCUGGCAGAGAGCGUUUCGUGCCCCGGGAACUCCUCCAGUGUUACCGUCUCAGUGCAGACUGGAGGUGAACUGGACCAGAACCAGGAGGAGGUGGUUCGUAUCCUGAAGGACCUGAAGGAGAAACACCCGGACAAAGAUCUGGACCAACUGAUUGAGAUGGCCAACUACUCUGCUCUGGUGCAAAAGAAGAAGAGCCGCGCUUUCUACCGCAUCCAGGCCACACGUAUGAUCAUCGGAGCCGGAAACGUCUUAAGGAAACACGCCGCCGACCACAAACGGCGUGCGGCAGGCCAGGACAGCGACAGAGACACGUGUUCGUACAUUUGCUUUGAAAGUGCUCUGUAUCAGUGCACAGAGAGCUGUGGAUCCCUGACCCUGGCUGUGGUCUUGGAUGGGGGUACGGGCCAAGACACCUUCUAUGUAGACUACUGCACUGAAAACGGGUCGGCCAACGCCGGAUCGGACUAUGAGCUCACCGAGGGAACGCUUGUGUUUAAACCAGGAGAAACUCGCAAAGAGAUCAAGGUGCGCAUCUUGGACGAUGACAUCUUUGAAGAAGAUGAACACUUCUUUGUGCGCCUUCAGAAACUGCGGCUGGAGGAAGGGGGAGCUGAAGGGACAGGAACUCCACCCAAGGGCAGACUGGUGGAGCCUCUUCUUGCCACGGUCACAAUCUUGGAUGAUGACCAUGCAGGGAUUUUCACCUUUAAGCAGCAGGUACUGCGGGUGAGCGAGAGCACUGGCGUGCUCACACUAAACGUGGUGAGGAACUCUGGCUCCAGGGGCACGGUGGCUGUGCCGUAUCACACAGAGGACGGCAGCGCCAAAGCUGGAGUGGACUAUGAGGAAACCAGAGGGGAGCUGGAGUUCACCAACGAGCAAACCAGUCAGACAUUACAGGUGCGCAUCAUCAACGUGGAGGAGUACGAGAAGCAGGAGAACUUCUUCAUUGUGCUGGAAAACCCCAAGUGGCUGAAGCGAGGACUGUCAGCACUGCUGCUGAAUCAGGGAGCCCCAGCCCCCGAGGAGGCGGAGGCUCGGAGGAUCUGUGAGAUGGGCAAGCCCAUUCUGGGGGAACACAGCAGGCUGGAGGUCAUCAUACAGGAGGCCUGCGAUUUCAGGUGCACUGUGGACAAACUCAUCAAAGAUACCAACCUGGCUGGAGUGAUCGGCACGCAUUCCUGGAAGGAGCAGUUCAUGGAAGCGCUCACAGUCAGUGGAGGUGAUGGGGAUGAGGAGGGACAGGAGCAGCAGAAGCCCAACUGUUUUGACUACUUCAUGCACAUAUUGUGCAUUUUCUGGAAGAUUCUGUUUGCUUUAGUCCCCCCCACUCAGUACUGGAACGGCUGGGCCUGCUUCCUUGUGUCCAUAAGUGUCAUUGGUAUGUUAACAGCUGUGAUCGGUGACCUGGCCUCCCACUUUGGCUGCACUGUUGGCCUCAGAGACAGCGUCACCGCAGUGGUCUUCGUAGCUCUGGGAACGUCAGUUCCAGACACUUUUGCAAGUAAAGUGGCAGCCAUUCAGGACCAGUAUGCAGACGCGUCUGUGGGCAAUGUGACCGGAAGCAAUGCGGUGAACGUGUUUUUGGGCAUCGGCUUGGCCUGGUCUGUGGCUGCUGUGUACUGGGAGGUCAAAGGGAAGCCCUUCGAGGUGGAUCCGGGUUCACUGGCCUUCUCCGUCACACUUUUCACCAUUUUUGCCUUCAUUGCUAUGGCAGUGUUGAUGGUACGCAGAAGACCCUCCUUUGGUGGUGAGCUAGGAGGACCACGGGUCAGCAAAGUUCUCACCACGCUGCUGCUCUUUGGGCUGUGGUUCCUCUACAUCCUGUUCUCCAGCCUGGAGGCCUACUGCCAUAUACAAGGCUUCUGAUGAAGCAGAGCAGACCAGCAACCAACACCAGAGCUCCCACCUGGAUUCUGCACUCAGAGUCACCAACGCCGCGGGCCAAUCCGUGUCCCUACCUAACAACUGCUGCCAUAGUUGAUUAAAGCGAUACAGACUUGUGCUCUAACCGCACCUCCACCCUUCAGGACUCUUCCGGUCAGAAGGACAAAGCUGAUCCUUUCCUUCUAGGUUGAACCAAACCCUGGAUUUGAGGUUUAAGCGUGCCCCAGCACCCCCACCCCCGUCAGAGUGUGGGACUCUGGGAGAUGAGGUGAGGUGCUAACCUGAGAAACUGCUCUUCUGUAGAAAAAUAUCAAUAGAAGAGCUGAGUUCUGCGGGACACUGACUCAAGAACACCCCCCAUACUGAUGCUCCUUUAGCUUCCUGAGGAAGUAACUUGACCGUAUGUUCAGUUGACUUUAUUGUCAUUUUACUGUCAGAAACCACCAACUGGUUCCAUUUUGAAAAGUGUCCUACCAGCCAGUAACAAGCUGUGAUUUUCUGUGGUCAGAUGUAAGCCUGUGACUCCACGCUGCAGCUGAAUUUAAACUCUAAUGUCUAUUCUAGUUUUGAUGGGAAUUUCACAAAAUGAAUCAGUUUAAAAAUUAUACAAUCCAUGUUGAUGAAGCACCUUGUUCGUGUCCAUUCUGAUGAUUCUUUCACCCUCAAUGUUUUAGUGUUAAUCAUUCAAUCAUAUCUGUCAGAUUUAUUGUAUUUGAGCUGAUAUGAAGACUGUGUAUUUUAAUUUAUUGCAAUUUAAAAAAAUACAUUGAAAUUUCAAACGACA
Molecule: messenger RNA, 4482 nt
Organism: Oryzias melastigma (Indian medaka)
Lineage: Eukaryota; Metazoa; Chordata; Actinopteri; Beloniformes; Adrianichthyidae
Gene: slc8a2a
Product: solute carrier family 8 member 2a
Exons: 14
Coding region: 921-3680 (919 amino acids)
Biological process (GO): calcium ion import across plasma membrane; sodium ion transmembrane transport; cell communication
Cellular component (GO): sarcolemma; postsynapse; axon
Molecular function (GO): calcium:sodium antiporter activity
Source: RefSeq, a predicted model, not a curated record